This is a messenger RNA of Lachancea mirantina, 2514 nucleotides long. The record is from the annotation of a GenBank genome assembly. NCBI's taxonomy places the organism in Eukaryota, Fungi, Ascomycota, Saccharomycetes, Saccharomycetales, Saccharomycetaceae.
AUGAAGUUCGGACUCCAGAUCCUGGACCAGUCUGUGCCUGAAUGGCGUAUCAAUAACAUCGACUACGAUGCGCUAAAGAAGGGAAUUCGACGUGUGACUACUCAGAAGGCUGAUAGGGGUUCCGGAGGCGUAGGGCAAUCUCUCGACGCCAUGGACCCCUUGGGGUCUACAGGAUCCAUAGAGUCCAACGCCCAGCCCGCACAACUCGCCCAGCUCAAACAACAAUUCCGUCAUCAAUUCCGUGGUGUCAACCUCUUCGUUAGCAUGAAAAUCAAAGAAAUCUCCACCCGACUUGUCUCUGUCGAAUCCUCGAUUUUAAAACUCCAGCGCCAGACCCUAGAGCUUGACCGCCAAUCGGGCUCCAACAAGCAGCGGCGAGCGCGCCAGUUGCGUCUCAUUACGUCGCAUCUCGAGCAUUGCAAUGCAGAUUUGCUCAAAGUUUCCCGUUUCCUCAUCUUGCAGAAAAUCGCGGUCCGCAAGCUGCUCAAAAAGUUCAGAAAACACUAUCCGUACGGCGAUGACGCCGCACAAGCGUUUAUCAGCGAGGUUACCGAGUGUCCUGAGCUCACAGAGGGCCAUGAAGGCGUCUCGUUCACCACGGUGGACCUCGAUCCUUACCUGCUUGAGAUCUCGUUGGUUAUGGACGUUCUUCAAGAUAUGGGCCAGGACUCGAACUACGAGCGGAAUUCGUCUGCGUCUGCUUCAGAGGAUAAUGGGUUUUCCGGUGCGUCGCGUGGACUUUCCGUCGCGUCGAACGCCGGUUCCAUCACCACUGCAUUGAAAUUUGAUACCGUUUUCGCCGGACUUUCGUCUCGACUACAGGCGCUUCUCGUCUCCGAACAGAGCGUCGCAGAAUUGAAAUUUGCCCUCGUUUCGCUUGGAUUCCACGUCGUUGACGAGGAAAACAUCUCUGCGUCCCGGCAAAUCAUCGACAGCACCGGUUCUCCCGACAUCUCACCCAGAGGACAAGUCGAUCCCAAAUUAGUCAAGCCUGUCAAGUCGUUUCAGGAUCUGCAACAAGCCAUGAACCAAAAACAAAACACUCCGUUGCAAAAUAAAAAGCCUAAUUUACCCAUUGCUCUCACAAUGCUAGAGUCCAGUGAACCACCGGGUUUCGUUCGCGAUAACGCCAUCAAUCAAUUCCCCAACAUGAUAAUUCACGGUCAAAAACCUAAUCGUUGCGCGCUGAAUUGCCAUGUGGGUGGACUCAGAGACCAUGUUACCACCGAAAGCAUUCCUUUAAGAUUGGUGUCAAAUUUCAUAUACCAUGGACACGAGCAGCACGACAAUGAAUUGCCGUCAAAUCUUGCAUUAGCACCCCUUGAUAAACUAUGCUUGGAAUGGAUUUUUACCCGCAAAAAAAAGGCCAUUAAGCCUCUAAUUCUUUUGAAAAGAACUAGAUUCAUGAAAUCGGUCGGAAAUAUGACCUAUUUGAUUUCUGUCGAGGAAGACAUCACUUUGGACAGAACGCUGUUGUUGCCAACAUGUCACAUGGAGAUAAGGACUGUUUCGACUCAUUCCAGUGCACACCCGGCCGCCGAUGAAGACCUAGUAACCUGUUCCGUCAUAAAAGAAAUUUUGGACAAGAAAUUGUUAUGUUAUCCCUUGGAUUACAAUUCGACCCUUUGGCGUUUGGCAUAUGAACUGAGGGACUCGCAGGAUAUCAAGAAAAGUUUUGUAAAAUAUUUCGACGAUUCACACACUGCCAGAGACGUAGCGGCUCUCUUUGACUUGGGCCAUGUACUUAUGGAAGACUACUUCCAAGUUGAAAAGUCAAAUCGAGCGCUCCCUUCCAUCAUGAACAAGAAAAAAAGACAAAGCCUCGCACCUCCUCCAGACAAAGCUAAUAUUAUUCGAUAUUGGAAUGAAUUUGACGACCCAGAUGAGAAUGCAGACGAAGAUGGGUUCUACACCAACAACGAUUUGGAGCUGGGGAGAGGAACUGGCGGAGAACUAAUUGUUUUGAAUAAAAGACUCGUCAAGACUGCUUACAACGUCUUCCAGCACAUCAACGGCUUUUUCGGAUGUGCAUCUCAGGAACGAGAAUACUUGCUCUCCAAAAGACACGCGUUUUACUCUCAAGGGUCGGUAAGCAGCUUUAAUACGACUCCAGAAGAAAGUAACGAUAAUGACCUCAGUGCUGACUAUAGAAGAAUUGAGGCAUCCUUGCUAGACACUCAAUCUGUGUUCGAAUAUCAGCAUGAUCAAGUGUUAUCUUUCCUAUAUUUGUCCACCAUGCUUGUGUCUUGUGUGACUUCUGGUGUUGCCUGCGGAGUCUUGAUUUCGCUAUUCCGCAUGCUAGAUGACACUGGGACGCAACUAGACAAUGGUGGCGCGCUGGUAGCGGUAACCAUAAUUUCCCUUGCGACUUCUUUCACUUUGACUUGUACCAGCCUAUUGCUUCUAUUCAGUCGUUUCGAAAUGGCGCCGUGGUGGCAUUACAUAAGCUGCUUUUUACUCUUCUUCUUGGUAACUUGCAGCGUAUGUUAUGGGUUGGUCGAGCUCUUUCUUUGA